This is a messenger RNA of Rhizophagus irregularis DAOM 181602=DAOM 197198, 231 nucleotides long. NCBI's taxonomy places the organism in Eukaryota, Fungi, Glomeromycota, Glomeromycetes, Glomerales, Glomeraceae. The record is from RefSeq and is a predicted model, not a curated record.
AUGAAUUUAAUGAAUAAUGAUGAAUCUACUCAAUUUACAAUUGUAAAAUCAACAAGCGAUCAAACAAUGCAACUAUUUAAAGAUUACAAAUUAAUACUACAUGAAGCAAUUGAAGCAUUAAGAAUUGUAAAGGAACAAGAAAAUAUUGAACCUAUCGGUAGAUUAGAUUUUGAUAUGAUAAUAGAUGGUGUUGGAAAAAGAGAUGGAGAAUAGAUAUAAAUACCUUUCACC